Polistes dominula (European paper wasp) is the source of this 3358-nucleotide messenger RNA. RefSeq lists its product as uncharacterized. The record is from RefSeq and is a predicted model, not a curated record. NCBI's taxonomy places the organism in Eukaryota, Metazoa, Arthropoda, Insecta, Hymenoptera, Vespidae.
GAGAAAGAGAGAGAGAGAGAGAGAGAAAACUAGAAAAAAAACCACGUAUUAUUAUUAUUAUUAUUUUUCCUUACUAAAGUGUCCGAUCUAUUACACUAAUGUAUCGAAUUAACGUUAUAUUUGUAUUAUUUAGCACGUUACUAUGGAGUAUAAGUACGAUAAUGAUUAAAAUCAAUCAUGAUAACGAUUAAAUUAAGGAAGAUUAUAACGAUAAUGAUACUUCAUUUUCCUUUUUUUUUCCUUUUUUUUUUUCUUUCUUUUUUCUUCGUAAAGAAACAUUACACGCAUUACAGACGACAUGUAAAGACUCUCUCACUGAAAGGAUCACAAUUACAGCAUGAUUUGUAAGUAACGUAUGGUUCGUAUGGUAAUGAUUAAAAAGAGAUAAAUAUAAAUAUAAAUAUAUCGUGAUUUUUUUUGUUUUUAUACUUUCCUCUCUUUUCUAUUAUAUAUACUAUAACUGUGGGUAAGUAGUUUAUGCGACACCCUGUAUAUAGGUAGAAUUGUAAAGAGAGGUGGGGAAAGGUAUAGCCAAGGAAGGGUCUUUGAGUUUAGGUCGAGUUAGGUCGAGUUAGGUUGAGAGGUUCAGUAGAGCGGUGCACGAGCUCGGCCGCUCAUCGGCGAACGCGCGAUGCUACUUUGGACUUUUGUACGAACAGCAUUUUCCGCUUCCCUUGGUGCUGUCGUGCAGAUAGUGAUCUUGGUUUUACAAAGUUCCGCCACAUCGAGGGUUCAAGCUACUCUGCCACCUGGUGCUGAAGACGAGAUAAUCUUAAUCGAGCAUCUACCUGGUCGUCGAGUCCAUCUGCAAGAUUUUUUUUGGACUGGUAUAGAUGAUGCUCCACCAUGGGUUGAUCCAAAUCAAGGUUUGACAUUUUACGAGACUAGAACGGUUCAUCAUACGGUCACUAUCUAUUCUCCAAAUGAUCAAGAUGAUAAAGGUGUUUCGGCACCUGCACCACCCUAUGGACCCGAAUGUACGACUUGUAUUAAUCCCACUCCGCGUUUAAACGAGGACAACAACGACAACGACGACCACGACGACAACGACGACAACGACAACGACAACGACAAGGAUCAAGACAUUGGGGUUUUGAUUGGCGAAGAUCCUGGACCAAGAUAUUGGUUAUUGACCGUUUUACGCGCCGGAGAAUCCGUACCACAGAAGGUUGAGUUGAAAUUGGCUCGUCUCUAUCGGAUCGCAUUUUCAAGGCAACAACAACGUCAUCUUGGUCUUCUUUCAACCGAUCCUAGAGCUCGCAGAGCUACCAAACAACGACGAUUCCACGAACAAAUGACAACUGGACAAAAAUCAUCAAUUCCAACAAGUACUACUUCAAUCGAAUCGUCGAAAGAGGAAAUGAUUCAAAUAUCCAAACGCGAAAGAAAAUUUAUCUCCAAAUUUCGAAACAAUGACACUGAAAUUCUCAAUAAUAUAUUGAACAACGGUUCAAAUUUCGGCUUGAAAAAAAUUCUACUGACAAAUUUGAAGAAAGAAGAAGAAGCCGACGACGACGACGACGACGGCGACACCGACGGCGACACCGACGGCGACAUAUUACGUACUAAUACGACAACGGGUACUAAUUCAUCAUCGAUGAUUUUCAAAGAUCAACGCCUAAUGAACUUUAGUUCAAAGUCAUCCGUCGAUUGGAGACUGUCCGAAGAAAGCAAUAAAGAUAUCAACUCUACUGUUUCAUCAAAAUUACGUUCCUUGGAUGGAGUCGUACAGGUCAGAAUGCACAAUACAAGCACGAUAGAGAGUGAAGGUACUAGAUUGAUCUAUUCCGUUCAUCUUGGUGGAAAACCUGUGCCAGCCGAGACAGCAGCCAGAGACAUGGCUCUACUUUCCUCUCAAGAAGUUGCUCUUGAGCUUGGUGUACCUGUUAUUAUUCGAAGCGAACCGUAUAUAAAAGAGACCAGACCCUUAGCCCUUUCGAGAAAAAGAGACGUUUGGUUGCUCGUUGGAGCUGCUGGAGCUGCUGUAAUCUUACUAGGUCUACUUCUUACUGGUUUAAUCCUAAUAGCCAAGAGAAAACGAGCUCACAGCGCUGUCGUAGCACCACCGAAUAAAAGUAUACUUAAAAAGGAACGAGAUUAUGUUCUACCAUCUCCUGGUAUCGACAACGCAACUUUCUUGACGCCUGACUACUCGGAAGGCAAGAUCGUAGACGGUACUACCAGUCAAAGGCAAACCCCAAGAACUCUUUCGAAAACUCCUGAUACAACCGCCGACAGUCUUCAUCGUAGCAUCGACGAGUUUUCCACGGAUAACGAGGAGGAAUCUAAGAAACCUGUUGUAGCUAGUCCUUGGAGCAUCGAGGACCAACCUUCGAGAAAAACAAGAGUAAGAAGUCAGGGUAGAAUGAUGAGAACUAACGCCAUCGAUCCACCAAGAACUCCGGAUUCGAUGGAUACUAUUGCUGAUCAUACGGAGAUGUUGGAAUCUCUUGAAAAUGGUUACCCGAGGCAAGAAGAAGUUUUAGCCUCGCCGCGUUCUUAUCUGUCUAUGCCUUCUUGCAAGCAAUUUCCGAGUAUGCGAAGUGUAGAACCACUUUCAAGAGUCCUCGAGCCAGUAACAGUAAAGCAUCUGGACGUAGAUUCUCCCGAAAGUGGAAGACGUAGGAACAAUGGCUAUGCUAGAAACGAUAAAGUCGGCGAUUCGUUUUUAACCAGAUCAAGCAGUACUUUUCGAGACCCCGGAGUCGUUGGACCUAUAGUUUGGACUCUGAGAAGACAAGGAUUAUCUACGGAAGGUAACGGCACAUCCGAAAUAUCGGACGUCGAACAGGUCUUCGUGGGUUCGGGUGGUCCCGUGGGUCGUGCUAGGAGACGCCUCCAUGAACUCCUCGAGGACUCGUUCAGCCUCUUCGGAAGCAGAGAGCCCAAGCCUAGUAAAGAAUUAUUCCAAGCGACGAACACGCGUCCGAACUCUGCCGUACGCACGACGGAUGCUCUCACGAUAUUUACCGAAGGCAAGUACAGUCCAACGUCAAGAACGCUGGCAGAAUUAAGUACUCGACCUCGCACGUCCGUAUCGAGAAGAAAUCUGGUAGAAGACAUUCCUGAAACUGGUCACUCGAAUCAUCCACGUGGUGGUACUUGGGGUUCGAGACCGCUCAGUGCUGGUCCCUUUCACAAACCUAAUCUACCAGAAGUGGAUACCAAGCGUAUUCUAGUGGAUUCUCAACUCUCGCCGGAAGAUCCAGCGGUACCUUUAAUCAGCAGUAUCAAAAAAGAACUGGACAAAUUUUCUCCGUGAUAAACGUUGAUAAACUUUAUUAACGACUAUGAACAACAUAGUGUGUGUUUAUAUGUCGUAGGAUUGCUAAUUCAUUUUUAGAUCGGUAUCAAUUUC